Messenger RNA from Camponotus floridanus (Florida carpenter ant), 455 nucleotides. RefSeq names its product 39S ribosomal protein L34, mitochondrial (gene mRpL34). The record is from RefSeq and is a predicted model, not a curated record. Gene Ontology annotation, biological process: translation. Gene Ontology annotation, molecular function: structural constituent of ribosome. Lineage: Eukaryota; Metazoa; Arthropoda; Insecta; Hymenoptera; Formicidae. The coding region runs from base 146 to 415 and encodes 89 amino acids. The transcript is spliced from 2 exons. Gene Ontology annotation, cellular component: mitochondrial large ribosomal subunit; ribosome.
AUGACGUAACCGAGCUUAUGUAUACAGAAGCAGAAGGCGCAGAAUUAACCUCGAAUUUCACACCUAAAAUUUUUCGAGAUACACAACAAAUUGUUCAAGCAACGAUCUUGACCAUCUUGUUGUCACACGUUUACGAUAUAAAAAUAUGAUCGGAAAAUUAAUGUCCGGCAUAUUUCAAUCUUUACCACGUGUGGGAGUUUCAAGUCAGCUUUCUUCAACAGUGAGCGUGACAUCUGCGGUAUGGAAUCCAUGGAGUUUGACACUCGUUAGAAAUAGAAUGAGGUAUCACUUUCCUCAACCUAAUGAACGUAAGCGCAUUAAGAAACAUGGUUGGCUUGCAAGACUGGCGACACCAAACGGAAGGAAAAUUCUCCAAAGAAGAAUUUUAAAAGGCAAACAUGUAUUAAGUCAUUAAUCAUAAUAAUCAUCCAAUUAUUUGAAUCUGUAAGAAUGUA